CAUCCUCGGGUCCAAACCACACACACACAUCUAGCAAUAGCUAAUCGAGCAUCACCUUCAGUAGCUAGCUAGCUCCUCUCUCCAUCGUGGAAGGAAGCCGCAGUAGGAAAAUACACAUAGACUGAUCUGAUAUCUCUUCUCUAGCAACGCUAGCUAGCUAACUCGAUCUCUCCAGUUCCUGUUCCCCGGCCGGCCGUCGUCAGCAAUGGCAGGAGGCCUCUUCUCCAUGGCUCACCCGGCCAUCACCCUCUCUGGCAUCGCAGGAAACAUCAUCUCCUUCCUGGUGUUCCUCGCACCAGUGGCGACGUUCCUGCAGGUGUACCGCAAGAAGUCGACGGGCGGGUUCAGCUCGGUGCCCUACGUGGUGGCGCUCUUCAGCUCGGUGCUGUGGAUCUUCUACGCGCUGGUGAAGACCAACUCGAGGCCGCUGCUGACCAUCAACGCCUUCGGCUGCGGCGUGGAGGCGGCCUACAUCGUCUUCUACCUGGCGUACGCGCCCCGGAAGGCGAGGCUCAGGACGCUGGCCUACUUCUUCCUGCUCGACGUGGCGGCGUUCGCGCUCGUCGUCGUCGUCACCCUCUUCGUCGUCCGCGAGCCCCACCGCGUCAAGUUCCUCGGCAGCGUCUGCCUCGCCUUCUCCAUGGCCGUCUUCGUCGCGCCGCUCAGCAUCAUCGUCAAGGUGGUCAAGACCAAGAGCGUCGAGUUCCUGCCCAUCAGCCUCUCCUUCUGCCUCACCCUCAGCGCCGUCGCUUGGUUCUGCUAUGGCCUCUUCACCAAGGACCCCUUCGUCAUGUACCCCAACGUGGGCGGCUUCUUCUUCAGCUGCGUCCAGAUGGGCCUCUACUUCUGGUACCGCAAGCCCCGGCCGGCCAAGAACAACGCCGUGCUGCCGACGACCACCGACGGCGCGAGCGCGGUGCAGAUGCAGGGGCAGGUGAUCGAGCUGGCACCCAACACGGUGGCCAUCCUGUCGGUGAGCCCCAUCCCCAUCGUGGGCGUGCACAAGAUCGAGGUGGUGGAGCAGCAGCACAAGGAGGCCGCCGUGGCCGCCGAGACCCGCAGGAUGGCCGCCGCCAACCCGGACGGCGCCAUGCCGGAGGUCAUCGAGAUCGUCCCCGCCGUCGCCACGGUGUGACCCGACGCCAAUCGCCAGCCACCACCAUGCACCGUACCCUGCUAGCUAGCUCGGAUGACGGCCGGCGACGUACGACUGUGGUGGUAGGUGGCUGGCAGCGGCGAGCUGCAUAUAUAGCAGACUACUGUUGCAUGCAGGCAUCAUCGUCGUCGCCACCGAUCGUAUCUCCACGAUAAUCAGUCAGUUAAUCUUUAGUUGGUCGUUUAGUUGGUUAAUUGUUGGAUUAUUAAUUGCGUGUCUCGUGUGUGUGAUUAAUUAUUAGUUACUACCCUUGGCUCAGUUCAGUUCAGUGUGAGUGAGUGAGUGAAUCAAGUAGUAGUAGUUGUUUGCAUUGGAUCUGACAAUGCAAUGCAUUCCAAUAAUUAUGGUGGUGAGCUCUAGUGCGUUGCAGUCUUCACAUACAUCUGUCUUGGUCGAUCUGGUGUACGUACGUACGCGGUACGUAGUCGUCUACGUACGCCGUGUCAACGUCGUACAUAUAUAUGGAAAAGAUGAUAAGACUGUAACAUUCAGGGCAUCUAUUUAUACUUAACAUAUUCUUUGUGUGGUUAA
Sorghum bicolor (sorghum) is the source of this 1687-nucleotide messenger RNA. RefSeq names its product bidirectional sugar transporter SWEET11. Bases 206 to 1135 code for a protein of 309 amino acids. Gene Ontology annotation, cellular component: membrane. Lineage: Eukaryota; Viridiplantae; Streptophyta; Magnoliopsida; Poales; Poaceae. The transcript has 4 exons. Gene Ontology annotation, biological process: carbohydrate transport. The record is from RefSeq and is a predicted model, not a curated record. Gene Ontology annotation, molecular function: sugar transmembrane transporter activity.